CCGCGGUGCGCGCAGCUCGGCCGCACCAGCCGACACCAUGAUCAACACGUUCGCCUCGAUCGCCAAGAAUGUCAACAUCAAGCCGAAGCUCGUCAGCAUCGACAACCUCGUCUUCAAGCUGCACUACCGCGUCACCUUCCUGCUGCUGUUGGUGUGCACCAUCCUGGUGACGAGCCGCCAGUACAUCGGCGAGCAUAUCCGCUGCGUCAACGACAAAGCCAUCCCCAACAACGUGAUCGAGACGUUCUGCUUCUUCACGAGCACGUACACCGUGGUCCGCCACCUGGACCCAUCGUCCGUGCUGAGCGGCGCGCCGCUGCCUGGCGUGGGACCGUACGUGGAGGGCGAACCCAUCAUUCGACACGCCUACUACCAGUGGGUGCCGUUCGUGCUGUUUCUGCAGGCGUUCGCCUUCUACAUCCCUCACUGGAUAUGGCGCAACAAGGAAGGCGGACGGCUCAAGCUGGUCGUCAACAUGUUCGAGUUCGCUGCAUUGGCCGUCACUGACGAGGACGUCACCGUCAAUGGAAAGAAGAUACCGUCCCGAAAGGCACGAGAAGAGAAUAUAGCUGUGGUGAGGAAGGCGUUCCUGGAGCGUCUGCACCUGAACCGGCCGUGGGCGAUGUGGAUGGUGUUCUGCGAAGUGCUCAACGCGGUCAACCUGGUGGCACAGUUCGCGCUCACCAACGCCUUCCUGGGUGGGCAGUUCCUCUCGCUCGGGCCGAAGGUCGUCGAGACCAGCGGCGACGACGCCGACAUCCUAGACAUCGUAUUUCCCAAGGUGACGAAGUGCACCUUCCACAAAUACGGUCCGUCGGGCAGCCUGCAAAAGCACGACGCGCUGUGCGUGAUGGCGCUCAACAUCAUCAACGAGAAAAUAUACGUGUGCCUGUGGUUCUGGUUCGUCAUCCUGUCCGUGGCCACGGCGCUGGGUCUCCUCUGGCGCCUCUUCACGUUUGUCUUCCACUCGCGCAGCAACGCCUUCAACCGGCGCAUCUUCAAGCUGGCCACGCCCCAGCAACUGGAGCCGUACGAGAUGAUCACCGUCACCCGCAAGUGCUACUACUCCGACUGGCUCUUCCUCUACUACCUCGCCAAGAACCUUGACGGAUUCGUCUUCAAGGACAUCUUCGUCGGCCUCGCCAUAGAUUUCGACAACGCCGACACCAAAGCGCUCGAGGAUCUAGCCGACGGCGCCAGUUCAAAGGCUACUACUAUCGUCACCGAUGAGGAGAAGGAACCUCUUCAGGAGAAGAAAGACUCUUGAGUCUUCGGUGCGCUAGCAGCAGUCACUCCUUCUGCACAGGAACUGCUGUGAGGAAACAAAGACUGACAGUUGUGAAACGAAUCGACCCACUCGUUUACUGUUACUACCAAACUUGGAAUCGGGAACUCGUUAUUCACGUCAACGUGUUACAGAUUAUUUAGACGCUGCACGAUAAGCUGCGGUGUAGCAAUGGAUAUUUUUCAAUAUUAAUCUUCUGCGAAAUGCUGCACUUUGCAGUAUUUUCUAUAUUUUCUAUAUUCAGGAAACGAUCAAAUACUAGUCACGUAACAGCUUGUUUGUAACUCUCCACCCAAACCCUUUACUCUUUCUAUUCUUCUCAGACCUCUUCCCUUCAUCUUAGUCUCUCUAAGUGUGUGUGUGUUUGGACACGUGAUUAUCUGCAGGCAUCUGUGAACAUUCAUGAGCAUGUGCACACAUGUACGUACUUGUGUGACUAACACGAGUAUCGUUUUCAAGGUAUUUGGAAUUCUUUCUUUACAUUUUAUUUUUGAGAAAUGCAUAACUUUUAAGUUGCGAGAUUUUUUUUCUGCCAGAUUCAAUGUGAUUCUGUAAGUGACUCUGUGACAGUUUCAAAAUGUAAUUAACGAUGUUUUUCUAAAAAGAAUAAACCUUUAUUCAAU
Messenger RNA from Schistocerca cancellata (South American locust), 1908 nucleotides. It is a transcript of the gene Inx7, whose product is annotated as innexin inx7. Gene Ontology annotation, molecular function: gap junction channel activity. Gene Ontology annotation, cellular component: gap junction; plasma membrane. Gene Ontology annotation, biological process: phototransduction. NCBI's taxonomy places the organism in Eukaryota, Metazoa, Arthropoda, Insecta, Orthoptera, Acrididae. Bases 38 to 1267 code for a protein of 409 amino acids. The record is from RefSeq and is a predicted model, not a curated record. The transcript has 3 exons.